AUGACGAUCUGUACUUAUAACGCACGUACGUUUGCAUCGGCCAUGGAAGAUCUGAUGAUGCAAGCCAAGAAGAUUAAGUACAACGUCAUCGGAUUGACCGAGACGAGACAACGCCACCCUCUCAACGCCGUAUAUGAAACUGGAGAUGAACUGUUCGUAGGAAUAUGCGACAGUGGAGGUGUUGGUGGAGUUGGCGUCCUCCUCAACACGAGUAUGGCAAAGAACAUCGACUCUUUCGAACAACUUGGAAAUGGACGUCAGUGGAUGAGAAUUUGUGGUCUAACACCAGCUUUGACUAUCUUGGUCGCUUACGCUCCAACAUCAGGCUACGAAGAAGAAGUCGAAGCUUUCUAUAUGGAACUGGAGAAGUUUUACCGAGAAGAUCAUGCUUUCUACAAAGUCAUAGUUGGCGAUUUCAGUGCCAAAAUUGGCCCAAGAAGAACGCCUGAGGAACUUCACAUCGGAACCCACGGCCUACAAUGGAAUGAACAGGGGGAGAGGCUCCCCGAGUUUAUCAUGACGACUAAGACCAUCCAUUAG
Molecule: messenger RNA, 540 nt
Organism: Necator americanus (New World hookworm)
Lineage: Eukaryota; Metazoa; Nematoda; Chromadorea; Rhabditida; Ancylostomatidae
Exons: 1
Coding region: 1-540 (179 amino acids)
Source: RefSeq, a predicted model, not a curated record